UCGGAUAACAAUAAUUACCGAUACGUUUAGACAGACCGAUAUCAACGAACGAUAGGAGCCGAUAAAAUAAAAAAAGAAAAUAGUUUUAUUUAAUUUGUUUGCCAGCGAAUUACAAAGAUGACGAACGCUUAGCGGGAUUGUUUGAUACAUCCAAUUAAAUCCAAUCGAAACGAACGAACGGAGGAGCAGGUGGCCGCCAGUUAGUGGAGCAACGAGGAGCGGGAACGGGAGCUAUGACGAUGACCGCCUCGGAUAAAUACACGUACCAGCGGACCGUUUUGUGUCUGGCUCGCGUUCUGGCGGGCAUUCAGCCCACUCCCUGGGAGAAGGUGCAAACCCUGUUCCGGUAUUGCCCGCAGGAAAAUGCCGCCGGAGUGUUUUGCCUAGACACGAGAGCCCAGGAUGCCGUGAUUGCCCUGGGAAUUUACUAUUUGGAGGGCGGCUGCCAACAUGAGGGACAGAUUGUGCCCUAUUUGCUGCGCCUGGCCAAGUGCCUGCCCAAGGCCGUGUGGAUUGACGAUGCCCGAAGCAGCAAAGUUGAACGCAUUCGGAUUCCUUCGGCGGAGAAGUUUAGCUUCUGCCUGAACACCCUGCUCUCCGAUAUAGCAGCCAAAUGUCCAGAUUCCCGCGAGGAGAUCAUCCUAAAUCAAGUGGAAACGCUAAGUGCUCUGGCCAACAUUGUAAAAUCUAGCAGGGACAGCAGCUCUGCACCGCCUCCAAUCAUCCUGUGCAAGGCUACGGUGCCGUUGCUCUUUGGCCUGGCCCGAUCGAUGGGGCGCUAUGCCAGCAAUGAUCCUCCCCUGUUGUGUCGUAUUUUUCCACCAGAACUGUUGCCCAUUCAAAAAGGAGGUGGCCGCGAUGGCACCGGCUCCAGCAGCAGUGCCAGUGGCACUUGCGGUGGAUCUUUCAGUAGUAGUGAACGCUUGGCGGCCACGCAUCAGUUUCGACCCAUAAUACCGCGCUCUAUGUCUGGCAGUUUGGCGCAGGCCCAAAAUCAAGUCCACGAUGAUGGAAGGCAGCGGUAUUCAGGCGGAAAGCACAACAAGCCCUCGCUGCACAGCUACUUUUCGGUGCCGUACGAUCCACGGACGCAUUUCUUCACGCGCUACGGCUCUAGUUUCAACCAAUUCCCUAAUAUGCGCGUCUGCGAAUCGCCUACGAAAGGUGGUCCACGACCCUUGUAUCGUGUGCCACCGUUUCCCAUCCAGCAUCUGCAAACCAUAUUUGCAGUUUCCAAGAAACUGCUAACAAAGGACACUCUGGAACAUCUUGAUGAACAGGCCAGCGAUAUAUUCUCGCUGCACCAAAUCAAGGGCUAUUGCUAUAAAAGCUUCUCCGAAAUGCUGAACCUGGUUUUGGUUACCUUGCUGAGGGAAUUGCUGCAACAUCAGGUGGAUUUACCGACGCCAUUCACCAAGGAUGUCCAGGAAUUCGUUAAGAGACUUUUCCUCAACGGACAGACGGAGCUGCAGAACAAGCAGCAGGAUCAGGAGCGGGAGCGUCGGGAGGAGAACGGCAUCGCUGUGGUCAACAAGUACAAGGUCAAUGUGAUGGCCAAUGCGGCGUGUGUCGAUCUAUUGGUUUGGGCCAUUCGCGAUGAAACGGUUGACGUCGACUAUAAUGUGCCAUCCCUGCAGAAUGGCUUGCAAUUUUUAUUGAAGAAAGAGGCGGAUAAGCUGUGUGGCCGGCUGUCGCAGAAACUGAACUUGGAGCUGAGCCACAAGAUCGUGAUGGAUCACAUGCCGCUGCUGAUGGUUUGCCUGGAGGGUCUGGGCAAGCUGGCACACAAGUUUCCCAACAUCGCUGGCACCUCAAUUUCAUAUCUGCGUGAUUUUCUUGUGGCUCCCAGUCCCAUUCUGGGCAAACUCCAUGACCAUGCCAUGCAAACGUUAGCCCAGCAAAAGAAGGAGAAGGAGCUGACGCCAUUUAAGAUAGCUGUCCAGCACUCGGAUUCGCGUACGGCAGUCGUUAUCUACGGAGAUAAUCAGAAACUGCCGGGCAGCGGUACUGGAAGGAGUUGUCAUGCUGCUUUCGAGGCUCUGCGCGAUGCAGCCAUCGAGAAUCUAUCCAUCGCCUUGAGAGCUGCCCACACCCUGGACCAGUUUUGUGUCCCAGCUUUGGUGGCCAACGUAUCAAAUCGACUAUUCACAGCCGAGAAAUCCGGCAGUGAAUCGCAAGGUGAAUGCCACAAAUCCAAUCUGGUUAGCCUGAACAUCAUUGUGAUGUUGGGUCAUGUGGCCGUUGCGCUGAAGGAUACCUCGAAGACCACCCAAAACAUCUUGCAGUUCUUUAUUCAACGUUUUUGUAAGGUGCCCUCGGAACAGAACGCCUUGAUAGUGGAUCAACUUGGCUGCAUGAUCAUUUCGCAGUGCGAAACCCAUGUCUUCGACGAGAUCAUGAAGAUGUUCUCCCGCGUGACAGUGCAAUCGGCUUCAUUGGCCUAUACCUCGGAUCCGGAACACAGGAAACAAUUCCAUCACGUUUCGGAUGCGGUGGUGAAUGCAUUGGGAAAUAUAGCUGCAAAUAUUCAAGGCGAUGCCGAGAUGCUGGACUUGCUGGGCAAGCUGUUGGAGUUGUUUGUGCAGAUCGGAUUGGAUGGCGAGCGCAGCUACGACAAUACACCGGGCGCCCAGAAGGCUAGCUCACGUGCUGGUAAUCUGGGCAUGCUGAUACCGGUGAUUGCGGUAUUGGUGCGCCGCCUGCCACCGAUCAAGAAUCCCCGACAGCGGCUGCACAAGCUCUUCAAGGACUUCUGGGCCUACUGUGUGGUGAUGGGCUUCACAAAUGCCCGGCUUUGGCCAGCGGAUUGGUAUCAGGGUGUCCAGCAGAUAGCGGCCAAGUCGCCGCUACUUAUCUCACAGACCGCCCACAAAUCGGAUAUGAGGGAACUCAACUACACGCUGGCCAUCAAGAGUGAUUCGGUGAACGAGCUACGUAGCCAGAUCCUGGUGCUUCUGGAGCACUCUUCAGACAAUGUGGCCACGGCUAUCAACAAGCUGUCAUUUGCACAGUGCACCUAUCUGCUGAGUGUCUACUGGCUAGAGAUGUUGCGCGUAGAGAAUGCGGAUGAGCCUAGUCUAGAGCCGAUCAUGAGCUACCUCUGCGAUACGGCGCUACAAAGGGACAAGACUGGGAUAUGGCAGUGUGUCAAAUGCGUUGCCGACCAGGUGUUCGAGAAGUUCCGAAAUGUUCUAUACGCUCACGACGAGAUUCGUGAGAAGGUACUGGAAUCACAGGCCACAUUAUUGCUGGUCUACUUCAACCACAUUCACAAACCCAUUCAGGUUGUAGCCGAUCAGUAUCUAUCCUUCCUGGUUGACCGAUUUCCCCAUCUGCUUUGGAACCGCCGGGUACUGUGGUGCAUGCUGGACAUUCUCCAACUGCUGGCCUACUCCCUAAGCUUGGAUCCCAACGAGGAGACGCCCACAUUGCGCGUGGUUUCUACGCCCUACACAUUGCAAUUGAUGGACUCGCUGCCGGCGAGAGAGCUGCGUUUAAAAGAUUUUGCCGAUAGAUGUCAGGGUAUCGUUAAUGAGGCCAUGAAGUGGGCACCGAGAUCCACGCGGUCGCAUCUACAGGAAUAUCCCAAUCAGAUACCCACACCGGUCUUGGCACACCACAGUGGAUUGGCCCUGGCCUUCGACUCGGUGGUAAGCAGCAGUGCCUUGCACACUGGAACCAUGAGUAAGCGACCGAGUUGCGUGAACUCCGAUACGCCCAGAUUCGUAUCGGUUUUAUGCCUUAGGAGCAAAUAUGCCGGAGAGAUCAGUGGUCUGUUAUCCGUACUUAGUGAGAAGGAUAAAGCCGGAUUGGCGGAUCGACUGGUCAGCGAUGUGUGGGAGGCCUGUUCCGAGAAGAGCGAUGCCCGGCAUCGGGGAGCCCUGUGGCGAGCCACUGCAUAUCUGAUCAUCUGCUCGGAGAUUGACAGGAAACUACUGCAUGCUGUGGCCAGUUCACAGCUGGAAUUGUUUACCGAGUCGGCGAUGGAGACCGCAGUUGAGUGCUGGCAAUGGGUUUUAACUGCAAGGCAGGACCUAGAGCUGUGCUUUAUCCAAGAGAUGGUCAGCGCCUGGCAGACGACAUUCGAGAAACGAAUGGGGUUAUUUGCCUGGGAAACGGAGGUCACGAAUCCACUGGCCGCAUACGAAGGCUGCAAGUUAGUCAGCAAGCCCAUACUGAUAACCCCACAUCUGAUUUGGCUGCAGUUGCUUUCCGAGAUGGUGGACACGGCCAAGUAUUGCAACCGUGAUAAAGUUGAGAUGUUCUGCCUCCUGUUGCAUCGUUGUCUUCCCAUACUGAAGAGUAGCAAGCAGAACCGCCAGGUUUCCACCGUGGGCUGUCGCUUCAAGUUGCUGCAGUGCGGAUUAUCGCUUCUCCAGGGUAACACCAUACCCAAAUCCCUGGCAAGGAAUAUUCUCCGUGAGCGAAUAUACUCCAAUGCACUGGACUACUUUUGUGGACCACCCACGUGCCCAAAUCAAAGCAGGGAGCAACUUCUGGAGGAUAUUAUGAUACUGUUGAAAUUUUGGCAGACGAUGCGCAGCGAAAAGAAGCAUCUGGUCACCUCCGAAGUGGGUGACUACGAUUUAACAAAUGCCUCCGUGAGCUCUACACAAAUGCUGGCCGUGAGGAAUAACCCAGAGACGGCUUCCCUGAUCAGUGGCAGUGGACUAGUCAACGAUUACACACGCUCGAUGAGUGCCAGCGGCAAUGCUGUGGGCAUGGGCGUGGGUGCGGCUAGUGGUGGGAGCAGCAGUGGUUGGUAUAACACCAUUCCACACUCCACGUCCACCUUAUCGAAGAGAUCGAAUCGCUCCAAGCGACUGCAGUAUCAGAAGGACUCAUACGACAAGGAUUACAUGAAGAAACGCAAUCUGAUCCUCGAGCUGCUGGCCGUGGAGCUUGAGUUCCUCAUUACGUGGUACAAUCCCAAUUGUCUGCCCGAUCUUAUAGUGCCAGGCGAGGAACAGAUCACGGAGUGGCGCAACCGGCCGUACAAGCCGAACGUUUGGCGUGACUAUGCCCGUCUCGCUUGGUGCUAUAACCCAGCACUGGCUGUCUUCCUACCACAGCGGAUCAAGAAUGCGGAAAUCAUUGACGAGGAGGUGUCGCGACUGGUCUGCUCCGAUCCCAUAGCUGUCUGCCACAUCCCCGAGGCACUGAAGUACUUGUGCACCACUAAGAACCUGCUACAGGAAAGCCCAGAUCUGGUGUAUAUCUUGUCCUGGUCGCCGGUAACGCCUAUCCAUGCGCUGGCUUACUUUUCGCGACAAUAUCCAUCGCAUCCGCUAACCGCUCAGUAUGCUGUGAAGACCCUCUCCUCGUAUCCAGCGGAAUCGGUGCUGCCCUAUAUUCCACAAUUGGUUCAGGCACUCCGGCAUGACACCAUGGGUUAUGUGGUGGAGUUCAUUAAGAAUAUCUCGCGGAGAUCGCAGAUUGUGGCCCAUCAGUUAAUCUGGAACAUGCAGACGAACAUGUACAUGGACGAGGAUCAGCAGCACAGGGAUCCCAAUCUCUACGAGGCUCUCGAUCAGUUAUCACAAAGUAUUAUCGCUUCGUUUUCGGGCGCUGCCAAAAGAUUCUACGAGAGGGAGUUUGAUUUCUUUGGCAAGAUAACAGCAGUUUCCGGUGAGAUUCGUUCAUUUGCCAAGGGCAUUGAGCGGAAGAAUGCGUGUCUGGCGGCGCUUAGCAGGAUCAAGGUACAAGGCGGCUGCUAUCUACCUUCCAAUCCGGAAGCUAUGGUGCUAGAUAUCGACUACAGCAGCGGGACGCCUAUGCAGAGUGCGGCCAAGGCACCGUAUUUGGCCAGGUUCCGUGUGUAUCGAUGCGGUAUCACGGAGUUGGAGACGCGCGCCAUGGAGGUGUCAAAUAAUCCGAAUUCCCAGGAGGAUGCCAAAAUGACGCUGGGCGUGGAAUCCUGGCAGGCUGCCAUUUUCAAGGUCGGCGACGAUGUGCGCCAGGAUAUGCUGGCCCUCCAAGUCAUCACCAUCUUCAAGAGCAUCUUCCAACAAGUGGGACUCGACCUGUUUUUGUUCCCCUACCGCGUUGUGGCCACCGCUCCGGGAUGCGGCGUCAUUGAGUGUGUGCCGAAUGCUAAGUCGAGGGAUCAACUUGGCCGACAAACGGACAGUGGACUGUCGGAGUAUUUCCAGCAUCAGUAUGGCGAUGAAAGCUCCAAGGAGUUCCAGGCAGCGCGGGCCAACUUUGUGAAAUCCAUGGCGGCCUACUCGUUAAUUGGUUAUCUCCUCCAGAUCAAAGAUCGCCACAAUGGUAACAUUAUGAUAGACAAGGAUGGCCACAUCAUACACAUAGAUUUUGGCUUUAUGUUUGAGUCAUCGCCAGGUGGUAAUAUCGGCUUUGAGCCCGAUAUGAAGUUGACCGACGAGAUGGUCAUGAUCAUGGGUGGCAAGAUGGACUCGCCGGCAUUCAAAUGGUUCUGUGAGCUGUGCGUCCAGGCUUUCCUCGCUGUUCGCCCUUACCAGGAUGCAAUCGUAUCCCUGGUAUCCCUGAUGCUGGACACUGGACUGCCAUGUUUCCGUGGUCAGACGAUAAACCUGCUGAAGCAACGAUUCGUGGCCACCAAGAAUAACAAGGAGGCAGCCGCCCACAUGCUGGCUGUCAUCCGAAACUCGUACCAGAACUUCCGCACGCGUACCUACGACAUGAUCCAGUACUAUCAGAACCAGAUACCCUACUAAAUAACCCCAUAUACAGGCGCCUCAUGUUUGUUGUUGUUGGCCAAAAGACACUUAAAAAUACACAAAACUACAAACUUGGAACCUACAAACAGUAAAUACCCUUUACCCAAUAUCCGUACAAUUAAUGUUUCGUUGGCGCACCCGUAUUCGUAUUCCUUAACCUUAACCCGUAUUUUCUGAGUGUGUGUUUCCUCUAAUUUCGCGUACUUAUAAGAUGUUAAACUUUUUCCAAGAUUUUACGACGCAUAUAUAUAUAUACGUUAUACAAUAUUUAUAAAAAUUAAAUCAAUUAUAGGGCAAUAUGUUAUAUAAUGGUAAAAAGGUGUUAUUUAAUGGGACGUGGAUGUUCUUUUAGUUGGUUUAAUAAAUAAAUUUAUUGGAAUUUGUAA
Messenger RNA from Drosophila eugracilis, 7087 nucleotides. It is a transcript of the gene Pi4KIIIalpha, whose product is annotated as phosphatidylinositol 4-kinase alpha. Gene Ontology annotation, biological process: phosphatidylinositol phosphate biosynthetic process; phosphatidylinositol-mediated signaling. The transcript has 11 exons. The record is from RefSeq and is a predicted model, not a curated record. The coding region runs from base 234 to 6698 and encodes 2154 amino acids. Lineage: Eukaryota; Metazoa; Arthropoda; Insecta; Diptera; Drosophilidae. Gene Ontology annotation, molecular function: 1-phosphatidylinositol 4-kinase activity. Gene Ontology annotation, cellular component: plasma membrane; cytoplasm.